AACUCUGCUUUGACUUCAGUUGACUUUGUCUCUGUUAUGCUAUAAAAGUCCCUUGGGUGAGUUUAAUGUUUAACAGUUCAAUCACAACCAUUUCUUAACUCUCUCUCAAACUCCUUCAUAAUCUCUCUUUCCCAGUUCCCAGCUUCAAAUCAAUAUGAAGAAAGUGGUGCUAAAGGUGGAACUCUAUGAUGACAAAAUCAAGAAAAAGGCCAUGAAGGCAGUAUCUGGUCUUUCGGGGGUUGAGUCAGUCUCUGUAGACAUGAAGGACCAGAAAAUGACUCUAAUUGGGGACAUUGAUCCUGUUAGUGUGGUGGGCAAGCUUAGGAAAUUGUGCCAUUCAGAUAUAGUUUCAGUAGGACCAGCCAAAGAGGAGAAAAAGGAGGAACCCAAGAAAGAAGAGAAGAAGCCAGACAAGAAAGAUCCAAAGGAGGAAUAUGCUGAACUUCUGUAUGAAGCCUAUAAUAAUCAGACUAGAAUGCAGCAGCUAUACCCUUAUUACUAUUACAGAACUGUGGAAGAGAAUCCAAAUGGCUGUGUUAUCUGCUAAGUAUUGGAGUAUCAUCAUCAUGGAGUUUUAUACAUAAUAAAUGAGAUCAAGAAAAGAAGAUUGUGGCUGGAGUUGGAUAGUUAUGUUUAUGUUUCGUUUGGAAUUUCCUUUUUCUUCUUUUCUUUAAUCAUUAUAAAGUUUUGGCCUUUCCUCUUGUUCUAGUUCAAAAAUAUCCAAAAGUGUGGAAUCUAAAGUAGAAAAGUGUAAUAUGUACAUUAUUUUGUUGUGUAAUACAAUGUAUUCAAAAUUCUGGCAGCAUUACUUUAGAAUUGAGAAUUGAGAAACUGGUUUUAUUAAA
Molecule: messenger RNA, 845 nt
Organism: Cajanus cajan (pigeon pea)
Lineage: Eukaryota; Viridiplantae; Streptophyta; Magnoliopsida; Fabales; Fabaceae
Product: heavy metal-associated isoprenylated plant protein 39
Molecular function (GO): metal ion binding
Source: RefSeq, a predicted model, not a curated record